AUGGAACUCCAGCGCAUUUCCGAGGACUACAAGUUAGCCAAAAAGGGCUUCUUGAGCAAAAACUUUAACAAGGCGUACGACACGCUCUCCAAAUACUUUGCAGCGGAUGCGAACAGCAUGUUUGCGUUAUACGAGAAGAAAAGCGUCAACUUGAUUCUCCUCAACAACGUGCUCAACCUCUACGCGACAGUUAUCAACGAAAUUCUCAAGCAGGAAGACACGAACCGCGCGGUGGCGGACUCCGCGCGCGAACGCGUCGCAAGCGGGCGCCUCCUCCGCGAGUACGUCGCAGCGGUGGGCGGCGACUUCGGCCAGGCCAGUCCUGAGAUCUUCUACAGCUGCUACCUGAUCGAGUAUCUCAACGGGUCGGGACCUGACUACUUGACCCGUCUUGCAGACAAGAUCGAAAAUGAAUAUUUGUCCAAUAUCAACGUCGAGAUCUAUACCGAAGCCUUCUCCAAGCUGUACCAGGCGCACUUACACAAGCUCUUGGAGUUGUAUCUCGUGCACGUGUUGCCACGCGCAGCGCGCGAAGAGGGGAAUGCAAAGGGGGACGCGUACACGCGUGAAUUCAUUGAAAACAGCCCGUACAUCGCGCGCGACGUGCAGGUGCAGUACACGGAGAAGCUCGCGGCAAAGUACCGCGAGUUGGAUGACAAGGAGGCUCGGCGCCAGGAAACCGCUGCGCGCGAACAGGAGGCCGCAAAGCAAAAGGAAGAGGAACAGCGCGCGAAGCAGGCGGUGAAAAAGGAACAGAGUCUCAAGCAGGAACAGAUUCGUGCAUUAAAAGCGAAGUUGAUGGCAGAGAAUCACAGCGAAGCGAUCUCCGAGGCGGCGCGUAAACACACGGUUCUAUCUGAGUCAGCCUCCGGAGCGGAGACGCCGAUUCUGGCGCCGGAAAAGAAGCCAAAGAAGACCAUGUUGCAAAAGAUCAUUCUCUCGAACAAGAAGCAGCUCGCGGCGGUGGCACAAGUUGUGCGCGCGCGUAUUCCGCAGCUUAUCGUCUUACUUGUGCUUGUGCUUCUUGGCAGAACGGUGGCUGGCAGAAAACAAGGCACACCACAUGACAGCUUGGCCGUCACUGUGUGGAACAAGGUGGCUGCUACCGCCAAGAUGGCGUUUAAGGUGACGUAUGUGUAG
Molecule: messenger RNA, 1140 nt
Organism: Babjeviella inositovora NRRL Y-12698
Lineage: Eukaryota; Fungi; Ascomycota; Pichiomycetes; Serinales
Exons: 1
Coding region: 1-1140 (379 amino acids)
Source: RefSeq, a predicted model, not a curated record